Letharia columbiana is the source of this 2394-nucleotide messenger RNA. RefSeq lists its product as uncharacterized. NCBI's taxonomy places the organism in Eukaryota, Fungi, Ascomycota, Lecanoromycetes, Lecanorales, Parmeliaceae. The transcript is spliced from 2 exons. Gene Ontology annotation, cellular component: membrane. Gene Ontology annotation, molecular function: ATP hydrolysis activity; ABC-type transporter activity; ATP binding. The coding region runs from base 1 to 2394 and encodes 797 amino acids. The record is from RefSeq and is a predicted model, not a curated record.
AUGGCUUCCUCCCACGAGCCCGAGAGGCCGCACUUAUCUGAGCAUGGAGCAUGGCCCUCAGCAUCUGCAAAUAGCUUUCGCCAGCAGUAUCUGGCUCCUGCAGAUGCUUUACACACUCACACCUCGCCCGACUGUAACCCUGCAGCAGCCAUUGCCUCCGGCUCCACAGACGAUACUCCCGCUUCCUCCAGUCCCAACGGCGAGACACUCGCAACACCUGAAGCAGAACCUUUCUCAAGCGAUGACAAGACCGCUGUACCCUCUCCUGCCGACUCACCGCCUGAAGCCGUACCUACUACCGUAUUCGCCGUACCCGCCGAACCCACACCAGUCCUCAGAGAAAGUCAAUUGAUAGAAAACGAAAAAGAUGACCAGGUUGAAGGCUUGACAACCAUCAAGACUGCCGCAUCAGAUAAGCCGGCUGGUCGCCCAGGCAUGCAAAAGAGGACAUCGAGUCGAAUGACGGAGGAUGAUCUUUUCAAAGCAUUAAGCCGGAGAAAGACAAACCAAAGCAAUCGACAGGGCUCGUACAUGACCGAAGAUGAAGCGAGCGCGACAGGUGAAGAGCAGGCCGAGAUUGAGAAACUCAUGUCACGUAUGUUUGGGAAGGAUCGGCAAGCAAAUUCGGAGGAUGAAAAGACCAGACAUGUUGGAUUGGUAUUCAGGAACCUGACCGUCAAAGGAAUGGGGCUGGGUGCUGCAUUGCAGCCAACCUUGGGCGAUCCGUUCCUUGCAUUCCCGAGAAAAUUAACGGCUCUUUUCACUGGAGGACCAAAAAAGGUCGCGGGGAAGCCACCAAUCAGGACCAUCUUGAAUGAUUUCACCGGGUGUGUACGGCCUGGCGAAAUGCUACUGGUACUUGGGCGUCCGGGCUCUGGCUGCUCGACAUUCCUGAAAGUUUUGGCAAAUCAAAGAUUCGGAUACGAGAGCAUUGACGGAGAUGUCACAUACGGCGGGACGGAUGCGAAGACUAUGGGCAAACAUUAUCGUGGGGAAGUCUUAUACAACCCCGAGGAUGAUCUGCACUAUGCUACAUUGUCGGUCAAACGUACACUGGAGUUCGCCUUGAAGACCCGAACGCCCGGGAAAGCAUCUCGCAACGAAGGCGAAAGUCGAGCCGACUACGUCAAGGAGUUUCUCCGUGUGGUAUCGAAGCUAUUCUGGAUCGAGCAUACUAUGAAUACCAAAGUAGGAGACGAAUUUGUACGAGGUGUCUCGGGAGGAGAGAAAAAGCGUGUCAGUAUCGCUGAAGCCAUGAUCACCAAGGCCAGCACGCAAUGUUGGGAUAAUUCCACCAGAGGACUCGAUGCUAGCACUGCCCUCGAAUACGUGCAAUCAUUGCGCUCGCUGACCAACAUGGCCCACAUCUCUACAUCUGUAGCGCUUUAUCAAGCCGGCGAGAGUUUGUACGAUCUGUUCGACAAGGUAGUCCUGAUGGACGAAGGCAAAUGCCUAUACUAUGGACCGACUGAAGAUGCUGCUACUUACUUCGAGAACCUUGGCUUCCGUCGACCACAGCGCUGGACGACCGCUGACUUCCUCACAUCCGUCACCGAUCCCCACGAACGUCAAAUACGAGAAGGGUAUGAAGAUCGCAUCCCGCGAUCAACGGAGCAAUUCGAAAUUGCUUACAAAAGAAGUCCAAUUUUUGAGGCUAAUGUCCGCGACAUUGAGUCAUUCGAACAACAGGCAGAACAGCAGAGGCAACAGCGCCUGGCGGCUGCAACGAAAGCCACAAAGGAAAAGAACUACACGCUUCCAUACCACAAGCAGGUUUGGGCUUGCACUCAUCGCCAAUUCCUAGUCAUAUAUGGAGACAAGCAAUCUCUUGCAGGCAAAUGGGGUGGUAUCCUCUUUCAAGCUCUUAUUGUCGGUUCCCUAUUCUUCGAUAUGCCCAAGACUUCUUCCGGGGUCUUCGAGCGCGGAGGUGUGAUGUUCUUCAUGUUGCUCUUCAAUGCAUUGCUUGCUCUAGCGGAGUUGACGUCGGCCUUCUCGAGCCGACCCAUUCUACUGAAGCAUAAAAGCUUUUCAUUCUACCGGCCGUCGGCUUUCGCUAUCGCUCAAACGGUCGUCGAUAUUCCACUCGUGCUCAUCCAAGUCACUAUAUUCGAUCUUGUGGUAUACUUCAUGUCGAACCUAUCGAGAACACCUUCGCAAUUCUUUAUCAGCUUGCUCAUCCUCUGGGUCAUCACAAUGACGAUGUACUCAUUUUUCCGAUCCUUGGGGGCUCUAUGCAAGUCUUUGGAUACCGCGACUCGCUUGACUGGUGUCGCGAUUCAAGCACUCGUUGUCUACACUGGUUAUUUGAUCCCUCCAGCCAAGAUGCAUCCUUUUUUUAAAUGGCUUAUUUGGGUCGACCCGAUUCCAGUAUGGUUUCGAAGCCUUGAUGUCUAA